CGUCACCAAAAAAAUGAAGAACCCGAACUCGCAGAAAGCAGAGAAACGUUUGUUGAUCCACAGUGUCAUACCUUCCUCUCGUUGAAGUCUUCUGCACACAUCAAAAAUCGGUUUUGACGAACUGCAAAUGUUGCAUCACAAACCAGAGGAAAACGAAGGACUUUUCAUUCAGCAAGAAGUUGAAUAAAGGGUACUCAUAUCUUCACUGUAACUAUCAAAGUGAUUUGAAAUAUCAAUACAGCAAAGCAUGUCAAGCUGGGAAAGGAAAGGGUACAGACCACAUCAGGCAUCUGAUGAUGUUUCUGACGAUGAUACCGUUGAAGAAGUUUACAAUGCGAAAGAAAAUAAAGUUGAAGAGAUGAUUCGUCGCUUCAGCAAAAUGAAUAGAACGGAAGUAGCAACACCCGAUUAUCAGGACGAAUACAAUGACGACGAUAGAACUAUGUCGAGUAUGUCGACAAUGUUCCGGAAAGCGAGAGGUGACAGGCACGUCAGUUCUGAACCUUUAGAUUAUAGCACAUAUCAAUUUGAUGAUGAUGCUACGAUGGAUAGUUUAUCUGAUGUCUUCAAAAGGCAAGGUACUGUAGAUCGUAGAAGUCCGACAGUUUUUCAAUUUAAGGAUGACGACAAUAGCACGGAAACCGUUAAGACGGCAACAACAUGGAAAAGCCGCAAUCGAAAUCACGAAAACGGUGGCUUAGAAGGCAUUCUUCGCAAUAAAACCAAUAUGCAUGAUGAAGAGGAAUUCGGUACAAUCAAUUUGCAUGACCAGGCGGAAUUGGGUGCAAUCGAGAAUGAAAAAGGGAAGAAAAACGGCAAUGAUGGCAAUAACGAUGAUGAACAAGAGAAGGGCAGUGUUAAAGAAGAGGAUUUGUCGCAAACAAAAAGGGCUCCAAGAAAAAAGAACGCGAAGAAGCGCUCCAUGUCGAAUAGAAAAUUUUGUUGCAUUUCUUUUGCCUUCGUGGCCGUUGUUGCUAUUUCAACAUUUGUCACAUUCCAAUUUUAUUACAAGAAUUGGGGAAAGAGUGACAAAUUUAAAACGUCGGAUGCUACACCUAAAGAUGAUCAAGCAAAUCUUAGCCCCGCUGUAGCACCAGGAAGAAAUGGUCAUUCACCAACGACUCAGACAAAUGUUGGUCAUAUCCCGUCGCAACCGGGAAAUGAAAACGAUUUUGAAUAUGUCCCAUCGUCUUCCGACGUAUCGAAACCAGUAUCUAGACCAGUGACUUCCGAUGUAUCGAGACCAAUACCAGUCUCAGUCUUCGACCUACUUGAUCGGCCAACCCAGAAACCUGCAACUGACUACAUCGGUAUGUUGAUGGAAUUUCUUCAAGACAAUCAAGUGUAUUUCGAUAGAGACCCAUUGUCCCCCGACUUUAUGGCGGUCCAGUGGUUGGCAGAGGAAGCAGAAGUGAGGGAAACGGAAGAAAACGCUUACGGAAAUGGAUUGGAGUUGACAGACAAACUAAUCCAACGCUUUGCUGUGAUCACCUUGGAUUAUGCUUUGAACCGACCUAACAUCACAAUGCUACAGAAACAAUAUCGCGCUGCUGACUUCAAUAAUUACAAAAAGUUACAUACCAUUGCUGUCAAAGACAGGGAUGAAUGUAAGUGGCACGGUGUUCAUUGUGCGAAGGUUGGACUCACUGCAGGCAAAGUUGAAGAAAUCAGAUUUUCGCACUCGGGUUUGACAGGCACCAUUCCACCCGAGAUAAAUCUCUUGAAGGAUUUGAAAGUUUUGGAUCUUUCCGGAAACAGGCUUCGUGGGGCUAUUCCAGAUUCUCUGUACAGCAUAAAACAAUUGGAGAAACUUUACCUGUAUCAGAAUCAACUCACAGGUACAAUAUCGGAGAAUAUUAAAAAUUGGAACAAUAUGUAAGUAUAUUGAAUCAAACUUGACCGAGCAUCUGUUCGCGCUGUAAUGGUAGAUAUAAAUUGAAUUUAUUUCC
This is a messenger RNA of Pseudo-nitzschia multistriata, 1949 nucleotides long. NCBI's taxonomy places the organism in Eukaryota, Bacillariophyta, Bacillariophyceae, Bacillariales, Bacillariaceae. The record is from the annotation of a GenBank genome assembly.